Molecule: messenger RNA, 4161 nt
Organism: Polistes dominula (European paper wasp)
Lineage: Eukaryota; Metazoa; Arthropoda; Insecta; Hymenoptera; Vespidae
Product: serine/threonine-protein phosphatase 2A 56 kDa regulatory subunit
Biological process (GO): protein dephosphorylation; signal transduction
Cellular component (GO): protein phosphatase type 2A complex; nucleus; cytosol
Molecular function (GO): protein phosphatase activator activity
Source: RefSeq, a predicted model, not a curated record
GUUAACGUCUUUAAUCUGUCGAUCUCUCGAUUUCUCUUUUCAUAAGGAUCGAUCUUUAUCGUCGUCGAUAAUGUGUACAUAAGGAACGGCAGUAAUGGCUGUAUAGUUUGGUGGGGGAGAAUAGAGGAGCCAAAACGAGGUUAGACGACACGAGACUGCUUCUUGAGGAAAGUCAUCAGUAAUAGUCGGGAUAGCACUUAGUAUAAGCGAUCGCUGCCGUCUCUCGAUCGAUCGAUCGUUCAAUCAAUUAUUAUAAUAUGUUAAUUAUUAUCGUCGAAUGAUUUUCACGUUAUUAAAGUUAAAAAAUAACAAAAUAAUAUAUCAAUAAAUAAAAAAUAAAGUAAAUAGCGCGUUACGCGGCGUAACACACGUGGAAAAGUGUGUCGAGUAGUCAAUACGCGUUAGUGUGACAUUCAUUUUUACCUGUGUUUUACUUGUGCGUUAUCUUAUUCCGUUCAAUGUGUUUAUUCUUUAGGUGAAACGAGUGAAUCAAUAUAAAAGUGUGUACGUGCGUGUGUAAAUAUGAGUUUUUGGCUUCUUACGUUUGAAUUAUUAGAACAGAAUCAAGACAAAUUAUCAGUGCACGUUGUUCAUUUUCUCUCUCUAUUUUUUUUCCCGAAAUAUUCACAAUAUUCACAGUUUCAAUAAGAAGGGUCCUCGUUAGACUUAGAAACAAUUUAAUAAAACAAUUUCUUGUAUAUGAGAUUAUUCAAAUAAACGACUAACUAAUGACUUGUAAAAACAAAAAUCAAAAAACAAAUCACCAAAAAGAAAACGAAUAAAAGUGUGUGGACGGUGAUUGAAAAUUUCGUGUAUUCCUAAAGGAAGUAAUUCAUCUUGGAGAAGCGGAAAUAUGAGUGUCAUGGCGGACAAUAGUACGUGACCAUUUCUUCUCGCGGAGCACGCAACAUUUGGGAUUACGAAGAGAGACACAAUGAUGAUCCUCAUUCGAUGAUUUUUUUACUACAACGGCAUCCUGGAUCAAAGUCGUCUGUCUUUCUCUUAAUCGUAUAAAAUGCAAGCGUUUAGCAGACUCGCCUCUGGAAAUGUGUUCAAGAAGAAGACGAACAAAGUGUCAGGUGGUCCUUUACAUGGAAAUGCCUCACCUCCACCGACACUCAUCAACAAAGUCAAGUAUCAGCCUGGUGGACCUGUUAUCAAAAAGGAUAAAAGACAAAGCAGUUCAAGAUUCAACAUAUCAAAGAACCGAGAACUUCAGAAGCUCCCGCUCUUGGCAGAGACGCAACAGGGGAAUGAAAGAGAAGAACUUUUCAUACAGAAGUUACGCCAGUGCUGUGUACUUUUUGACUUUGAGUCCGAUCCACUGUCAGACUUGAAAUGGAAAGAGGUAAAGCGUACUGCCCUUCAUGAAAUGGUUGAUUAUGUAACCAAAAAUAAAAAUGUUAUUACCGAAUCAAUUUAUCCAGAAGCAGUAAAUAUGUUUGCUGUUAAUUUGUUUCGAACACUUCCACCAUCUUCAAAUCCAAAUGGUGCUGAAUUUGAUCCGGAGGAAGAUGAACCCACUUUGGAAGCAGCGUGGCCUCAUUUGCAAUUAGUGUACGAAUUCUUUUUAAGAUUGUUGGAAUCUCAAGAUUUCCAACCAUCUAUUGCAAGACGUUAUAUAGACCAAAAGUUUGUCUUACAAUUACUAGAGUUAUUUGAUUCUGAAGAUCCACGAGAAAGAGAUUUCCUGAAAACAACUCUUCAUAGAAUCUAUGGAAAGUUUCUCGGUUUAAGAGCGUACAUCAGGAAACAAAUAAAUAAUGUUUUUUAUCGAUUUAUAUAUGAAACUGAACACCAUAAUGGUAUCGCAGAACUUCUUGAAAUUUUAGGAAGCAUUAUAAAUGGUUUUGCUUUACCAUUGAAAGAGGAACAUAAAGUUUUUCUUUUAAAAGUGUUGUUACCUUUGCAUAAAGCCAAAUCGUUAUCAGUUUAUCAUCCACAAUUAGCAUAUUGUGUUGUUCAAUUUUUGGAGAAGGAUCCAUCUUUGACAGAACCUGUAAUUAGAAAUUUAUUGAAAUUUUGGCCAAAAACACACUCUCCCAAGGAAGUUAUGUUUCUUAAUGAAUUGGAAGAAAUUUUAGAUGUAAUAGAGCCAGCUGAAUUUCGUAAAGUACUGGACCCAUUAUUUAGACAAUUGGCAAAAUGUGUCUCGUCUCCUCAUUUUCAAGUUGCAGAAAGAGCCCUUUAUUAUUGGAACAAUGAGUACAUAAUGUCAUUAAUAUCAGAAAAUUAUUCCGAGAUUUUACCGAUCAUGUAUCCAGCUUUCUACAGAAAUUCACGUAAUCAUUGGAAUAAAACGAUUCAUGGAUUAAUUUAUAAUGCUUUGAAGCUAUUCAUGGAGAUGAAUCAAAAAGUAUUUGAUCAGUGUACUAAUCAGUACAAUCAGGAUCGUCAAAGAGAACGUAAACUUAUGAAAGAUAGAGAUGAAGCAUGGAUGCGCGUAGAAACAUUAGCAAUGAGACAUCCACAUUAUAAUAUGGCAAUUAAUAAAAGUAUGCCAAACAUUCCAUACAGCUUGACGCAACAUUUAGAUAGUCCUUCACCCGAUGAGGAUGGUGAUCCGGAUCAAGCUCCGCUCACUUUAGAAAAGAUUGAAGCUAAAGCUAAUGAGGCGAAAAAAAUAACAAAUGCAAAUUCAAUGAAACCACUUUUACGAAGGAAGAGUGAUUUACCACAAGACUCCUACACAAUACGGGCUCUAUCUGAUCACAAGCGAGCUGAUGAAUACCUUGUAACACCGCCUGAUCCGAAUAAUUGCUAGUCCUUACCUUAUUCUCUUCCAAUUUAUCCCCUAUUUUGUUGUAGUAAAAUCACAAGUUAGCUAUUUCCGGGGAGAUGGAAAAAAACGGCGAUAAACAUACGUUGGCAGUGUCUGCCUUAUAGAGCCUUAUAUUGUGCGGAAUCAAUAACAUUUAACGUAUAUUAGAAUUUGGUUUGCUCGUGCUAGAGAAAAUAUCUUCCUCUUAUUAUUCCCUUUAGAUUAGGAAAACAUGGAAAUUUGCAUGAAAAUAAUAAUGUCCAUUUGAUGCAUCUAGAUUACUUAUUUCUUUUCUCAACACAAAUCACUAAUUUAAGAAGUUGUUAGAAACAAAAAAAGAAGAGAAAAUAUUUAAACUAUGUAAUGUUUGAGAUAAAAAUAUGGUUAAAAUGGGCUCUAAAUUCAUUAGACAUGAAAUAUUUAGCACAAAAAGACAUUUAAAAUGCAAGUGUAUGCUAUAUGUAUAUAUAUAUAUAUAUGUGUGUGUGUGUUAUAUAUAUACAUACACAAGUAUAUAUGAUAUUACUGGUAUAAAGGACAUUAUUAAUGCUGUGGUUUUCAUGAAUUUGGUAUAUUCUAGAAAAGAUUUUAUACAAACGAGGAUACGGAAGACAAAAGGAGCAGUAUCAUCGAUAACGUUUACUCUGUGUUAUCAUUAAAUUAUGCUAAGCUAAGCGAGCUUGUUGUGUUAAUAACUAUGAUAAAUGAAGUUUACGUUUACGUGUACAUGGUGUAAAAUAAUCUAGAUUAUCGCUUUAAACACUUCCAGCUCGUAUUAGAGCAGAGAAAACGCAAGACGUUAUUACUUUAGAAUGUAUACGACAGUGCUAUUUUAGAAUAUCAAUCAUUAUAAAUCCGGAUACUUCUACGUGUACUACUAUUACGAUUAAUACUAUUACUAUUACUAUUAUUAUCACUACUAUACAACUACGAUUACUUUUGUAUCUGUUGUGCCUAGAUGCCUGUGGAAUAAAUUCACAGAAAAGCGCCUCUGCUUUCUCAGAAUGAUUGUUGUAAGAAACAUUAUAAAGAGCCAUGUGUGCGGCGAGUUACAUUUUGCUUUUUGCUAAUACCAUUAAUCGAUAAUCACAGAAUUUUUGGAUAUAGCUUCUGUAAUAUUGUCUUUGUAAGCUCGUCGCACUUAUUAUUGUUAGAUGAAAAAAAAAGAACAAAAAAUAAUAAGAAAAAAAUGCAGAGGUUAUUACGGCUAAAAGAUUAAUGAAAUCUAGUAAAAUAGAUAGAAAGAGCAGAUAAAAAGAAGCAUUAAAUAAAAUACAUUUAGAACUGUGCACUGCUGGCAGGCUGUUACGUUAUUAUCGAUAAAUCCGUUGUUGAAUAUAUAUAAGCGCUCGCGCUGAAAUAUUAGGAAGUGAUGCUAACAAAAAAAAAACAAAAAACGC